Rhizophagus irregularis DAOM 181602=DAOM 197198 is the source of this 743-nucleotide messenger RNA. NCBI's taxonomy places the organism in Eukaryota, Fungi, Glomeromycota, Glomeromycetes, Glomerales, Glomeraceae. The record is from RefSeq and is a predicted model, not a curated record.
GUGGUAUUGUUUUCAUUCUGAUUGUUAUCACUUGGUACAUUAUCAUCCAUCUCUGUUACAUCGGUGGUAUUGUUUUCAUUCUGAUUUUUAUCACCUGGAGCAUCAUUCGUUUUUGCCACAUCGAUGUCAGAACCCUUCAUAAUUUCAUCAUCUUGCUGUUCUGUAUUCCCAGUCGUAGUAAUAUUAGUCAUAUCAGUCUGUCUCUCAUUUGUAUUACUAUUUUGUUCUGUUUCUGCACCUUCAUGCGACCGUUUCUUAGGAUUUUGUUCAGUUAUUACAUCUGUCAUUUCAAUAUCACGCGUAUUAUCCUCGUCUUGUUUCGUAGUACUAUUGGUUGUAUCGCUUGUAUCAUUUUGUUCAGUUUCUCCAUGCGGCCGUUUCUUAGAAUUUGGUUCAACUGCAUCUAUCAUUUCAAUAUCAUUGUCUUGUUCUGCAUCUGGCAUGUCAAUAUCAUCAUCAUGUGUCCCAUCUUUGAUUUCCGUACCAACAAUAUCAGUACUAUUCGUCUCAUCCUUAUCUUGAUCUUUCGAUGCAGUUGAAGUAUGAGUGUCUUGAGUCUUAUCCUUUUCUUCAACUUCUUUAUCUUUAACCUUUCCUUCAUUUUUAUCAGUAUUUAGCUCUUUAUCAUUGACUUGUCCAGUUGUCGAAGUCUCUUGAUCCUUAUCUUCUUCAGCUUCCUUGGUUUUAUCAGUACUUAGCAGCCCUUUAUCAUUGAUUUGUGUUGUCGAAGUCUCUUGAUCCUU